AUGUUUCAGGGGCCUUCUGGUUCAGGCAAAACCCAUUCAGCAAAAAUUAUCAGUGAAAAAUGCGGACUUACUUUAAAUAUUUUACAAAUUAGCCACCAAGUUGAUGUUAAGUUGUUAUAUGGAAGUUACACUUGCACAGAAGUUCCUGGUGAAUUUGUUUGGAAGCCGUCAAAAUUUGCUCAGUGUUUACAACAAGAAUGUCUUAUCCUUCUGGAAAAUAUUGACCAUGGAGGUCCUGAUUUAGCCUCUGCUAUUUUACAAUUUGUCAAUAAUGAAUCUAUUGAAUUACCCAAUGGAAUGAAAAUAAAAAUGAAUAAAAAUUGCCGUAUUUUGGGUUCUAUUGAAGAAAAUGCUCAACAAAUAUUUUCAAUUCCUUUAAUUUUACAAGAAUAUCCUUAUAAAGUCAAAUUGUUUGCUCCUUCUUUUAAUCAAUUAAAUGAAAUUAUUAAACAAAAAUAUCCAAAAUUGGAGAAUAUACGCGAGAAGAUUAUUUCACUUUUCAUUGCAGUGUCAGAUUUAAUAAAAACAAAAAAGGUUUUUUAA
Molecule: messenger RNA, 543 nt
Organism: Meloidogyne enterolobii
Lineage: Eukaryota; Metazoa; Nematoda; Chromadorea; Rhabditida; Meloidogynidae
Source: the annotation of a GenBank genome assembly